AUGUCGGACGUCACCUGCGUUGUAAUCGCUGACAUGGAGUGUUCGGAGGACAUCUUCUUCAGCGUGUUGGAAGAAGACAUGCCAGGUCUUCUGAAGGGGAUCAUCGAGGAAAGUGUAAGCGAAGAAAAGGCUGUGGUGACUAUAGCAGACAAGCUGUUGGAAGAAACGGCGAUAUCGAUGGCAGAGGAGGCAGCUACCGACGCGAUGCAGGUGGAUGAUGUGACAAGGGAUAUCAUGGGAGAGCUUCUGGAGGAAGGCAUCAUGGCAAUGGCGACUGAAGAAGCAACAGGCGCGAUUCAGCUGGAUGCUGCGUCGUGGGAAGUUAUGGAAGCGUUCAUAGAAGAAGCACAAACACUGAUGAUAAAGGAAAUUGCUACAAGCGAUGUGCAGGUGGAUGCUGGUGCGUGGGAAGGUAUGGAACAGCUUAUUGAAGAAGGCAUUACGGAGAUUGCGACAGAAGUGGCGACAGGCACAGUGCAGACAGAUGGCGUGGCAUGGGAGGAGUUGGAGGACCUUUUGGGAGAAGUCACGAAGGCAAUGACUGAAGAAGUGGCGGGAAGCGCUGUGCAGCAGCAUGCCAUGGCCUGGGAUCUGAUGCAAGUGCUGUUGGGAGAGGUUACGGAAGUGAUGACAGAAGAAGUGGCGGCAAACGCAGUGCAGCUAGAUGCUGUGGCCUGGGAAGUGAUGCGAGGGCUCUUGGAAGAAGUUCCCGCGGCAUUGUUGGCGGCAGAAGAGUUCGGAGUGGCUCCACCGUUAGUGCAACAGAAUGCGUUGGCGUGGGAAGAGCUGGAAGAGGUUUUGGGAGAAGUCACGGAGGCGAUGUCUGAGGAGGUAUCCACUCGCGCAGUCCGUGUAGAUGAUGUGACGUGGGAGGUGAUGGGGGAGUUGAUAGAGGAGGCGAAGUGGAUGAUGACAGAAGAAGUGGCCACAGACGCGGUGCAGGUAGAUUCCAUAGCAUGGGAGGUGAUGAAAAAACUCCUGAGGGAAGUGACCAAUCUUAAGGCAACAGCAACGACAAUCGCUUUGGAAGAACAUGAAGAAUGGCACCUUGUCAUGGACGUGAUGGAGGGAAUCCUGGACGAUAUCUCCAUGGCAACGGCAAAGUCGGUUGCUCUGGAAGUGGAUGAGGAAGUCCGCCUGGGUCAAACCGUUCCGGAGGAAUACAACAAACAGUCUAGGCACCCGAUCUCAGCAGCCGCACGCGCGGUGCAGUACCUGGAGCUCCCGGCAGGCGUCAGGCUUGCCAUUCCUCCUGGAGCCACCAGGGUUGACACCUCCGUCAUCUCGGCAGUGCUGAACCCGCACGGCGCCGGCCAGACCGUCGCGCUCGGGGAGGAGGAGCUGCUGGUUAGCGACAUCCUGGAGCUGCGCCCGGCGGGGCUGAGCUUCUCCCGGCCCGUAACGCUGCGCAUCCCGCACGCCGUGCCCCGGUUCCACCUGGACAGGCAGUUCGUGGUGAAGACAUCGGAGGACGGAGGAAAGACAUGGAGGGCUCUGAACACGAGGAAUCAGCACAAGGGGGGACAGCACUUUGCUACAGUAGAGGUGUCGCAUUUCUCCGAGUUCGUGGUGACUGCGCGGCCGUUGGAGCGCUUCGAAAGCGUACAGAGAGGACUGUCGGCAGUGCUGAGGUCCUCCCCGCAGACUGACGUCCAGGUAGAACUUCCCAGGGACUGCGGCCCGCAACACGUGGGGUUUAAGGUCCUCCCGGUGGAUGCGGACACCCUGACGUGCGCAGCGAUGGCGCCGGACGGGAUCCGCGGGGUCGGGAGUAUGAGCCACAUCGUCCGGUUCUGUAAGAACCUGCUCCUCAGCAGCCCUGCCACCGUGGUGCUGCCGCUGGCUCCGGGGACGGGACACCUGGGAGGACGGGUCCGCGUCCUCAGCUGCAACGACAGCGGCCGGUGGGAAGACAUUACCGCCUCCCUGGACGACAUCGUCCUGCAGGGGUCAAGGGUGGCUUUCAGAACGGACCAGCUCAGAGCUGGCUUCGCGGCUGUUCGCUGCGACAUCCUGGAGGAUCCUACGGCAACUGUCACCAUGGUAACCAAGAACAUCCGGGCCAGGAUCGUCAGCAUCGUCAUCUUUAAGAAGUGGCGGGAGCCGCGCGAGGCGGGAGUGAUGACGGCCCGGAUAGAGUGCGUGAUCAGGGAGAGGGUGGAGGAUCACAUCUGUCACAUGGAACAAGAGGAAGGGUUCCAGCGUCAGGACGGCACGCCCACCCCGCCCAUCGUGCUGAUGGAAGGCGAGGACAUCUGCGUCACGUUUGAAGGCCGGAUCCGUCCGGAGGGCGGACCAACGGGCACCACGGAGUCAACUUCACCUUCUACUGCGAGCGGCCGCGCGUGCUGCAGUUCGACGUCAGGCUGGCGGGCGGGGGCAGGGGCGCCACCUCCCGAGUGCAGUGCAGGUGUACCCCGGUCGGCUGGAAGGUCUUCCCCGGAGGCCGACAACACCACGGCCGGCACCCCCGAGGCAGGUUCAACAGACUCCUGUGCAGAGGCAGCCGCAACCGGCUCCAGCCCCAGUUGUGCAUCAGGCGCCAUGGCCUCCAAAGACUCCAGUUGCAGUACAGUGGCCAACGUCCCUUGCGACAGCCGAGAUAACUCCUCCAGGUGA
Molecule: messenger RNA, 2619 nt
Organism: Branchiostoma floridae (Florida lancelet)
Lineage: Eukaryota; Metazoa; Chordata; Leptocardii; Amphioxiformes; Branchiostomatidae
Exons: 7
Coding region: 1-2619 (872 amino acids)
Source: RefSeq, a predicted model, not a curated record